Molecule: messenger RNA, 2352 nt
Organism: Hyla sarda
Lineage: Eukaryota; Metazoa; Chordata; Amphibia; Anura; Hylidae
Gene: CHMP4C
Product: charged multivesicular body protein 4C
Exons: 6
Coding region: 165-836 (223 amino acids)
Biological process (GO): vesicle budding from membrane; late endosome to vacuole transport via multivesicular body sorting pathway
Cellular component (GO): cytoplasmic side of plasma membrane; multivesicular body; ESCRT III complex
Source: RefSeq, a predicted model, not a curated record
GGGGGAGAAAAUGGAGGCCGGUACCUGGAGGAGAAGACUCGUGGGGCCCGGCGAUCAUCACGGACAUUCACCGGAGAUCCCGGCUCAGACCUCUUUCUACAAGAUAUCAUUUAGCCCUGAAUGGAGUUUGUGAACUGCUGAUAGUCAGGAAACCAGGUACAACCAUGAGUAAGAUCACCAAGCUUUUCAAGACCUCUGGUUCCUCUUCAAAGAGUCGGAAGGGGGGUCCAAGUCCCCAGGAAGCUUUGUUCCGACUCCGAGAAACUGAGGAUAUGUUAACCAAAAAACAGGAGUACUUGGAAAAGAAAAUCGAACAGGAGCUGGCUACAGCAAAGAGGCACGGAACCAAGAACAAGAGGGCUGCGUUACAAGCAUUAAAAAGAAAGAAGAGACUGGAGAAGCAUUUAACCCAGAUAGAUGGGACACUGUCCACCAUCGAGUUCCAGAGAGAAGCUCUUGAGAAUUCCCACACCAACACAGAAGUUCUGAAAAACAUGGGAUAUGCUGCCAAGGCCAUGAAAACAGUUCACAAAAAUAUGGAUCUGGAUAAGAUUGAUGAAUUGAUGCAGGACAUCAACGAACAACAGGAUGUAGCACAAGAAAUUUCAGAUGCCAUUUCUCGCCCCGUUAGUUUCGGAGAGGAGUUUGAUGAGGAUGAAUUACUGGCAGAAUUAGAAGAACUAGAACAAGAAGAUCUCAACAGUCAAAUGGCCAACGUGAAGUUACCAAGUGUGCCAUCCGCAAAACUGCCAUCGAGACCAGCAGCAGCAACAUCAACAAGGAGGAGGGUGGAAGAUGAUGAUGAUAUGCAGAUGCUGGCCGCCUGGGCUAACUAAGCAAGAACUUUUCAUGCCAGUACUCCCCAACCAGCGACUACGAUGCCACACGGGCCCCCCUUUCCUGCAUUUGACUCCCCUGCUGGUAACCGUUGCAAAUUCUACUGUAGAUCAAGAUACUAAUGAAACUUGGCUCCAGGGGGAGCACCAUAUGACUGCCAGGUGACCCCAGAAGAAAUACCAUAACAUUGUUACUUGGCAUCUGGGUCAGGGUGGUAUUAUGGACACUUGGCACUACAACCUGGACAGACAAACUGGACCAAGGGUACGUUCACACUGAGGAAUUCAAGAGGAAUCAUUUCGGUCAGGAAAUUGUUGCCUUCUGUCAUUUUAUCCAUCAAGCGAAAUUUCCACAUGGAAAUGAAAAGGAAUGAAGGAUGAGGCUAUUUAAUUCUACUUUUCUGAAUUCCGCUUGAAUACGAUGUCGGGCAGAGAUUUUAUUUUACCAUUGACUUCUAUCAGAUGCUGCUCGCGGAUUCCGCUUGAAGAAUGAACAUGUUCUUUCUUCAAGCAGAAAGGAAUUCAGCGUCGGAAUUUCCACAGUGGGAACAGGACAGCGGAAAAAACAUUAAAGUCAAUGGGCAGAGGAGAUGUGCAUUAAUUUGGAGGAAUUUUUUACUCAAGUAAAUUCGUCUUGAAGCAAAGAUAAAAAGAGACCGGCAACUCACCGAACUCACGGGAUACCAACAGGCGAUAAGCUCCGUUUCGCACCCAUCAGUGCUGCAUCCGGCCGGAUGGCCGGAUGCAGCACUGAUUGGUGCGAAACGGAGCUUGUUGCCUGUUGGUAUCCCCCCUGUGUAUGUCCCCUCCCUAUGAUUUGAUGUAUUAAAUGCAAUAAAGAAGUCGGACGACGUGAGUUCGGUGAGUUGCCGGUCUCUUUUUAUCUUUGCUUGGUUAUGAAGAUUGCACCACUGUGUAUACCAGAGCACCACCACACGCCCGCAUUGUAGUAUAUAUCCACUCCCCCUCUCCGUCUCCUUCUUACAGCGUAGUACCGGUCUACCUUGUAUAUAAAUUCGUCUUGACAUUACUCAGUGUGAACGGGCCCCGACACUGUAAACAGGCGUCAAUGCCAUGUGACUUUUUUCAUGCUCACAUUUUCUGCUUUAUUAGUAAUUGGAUGUAAAUUAUUAUACAAGUAUUUCCUAUCAGUCAAAUGUAGCCCAACCAAACCUGGGGCUCCCAUGCUGGCACAAGAUGUGGCGUUCCCCUUUAUACAGAUUUGUACAGAUGAGUUUAUGGUUUGAUAGACGUUGCUGAUAUACACCGUGUGCUUUAUUACUGUAGCUAAGGGAUAGCAAAUGAAGGAUCUUCCCUAACAUUCUGUAUACUUAUAUAUAUGUAUAGACUCACACAGACAAGCAUUGAUACUGAUUCUUGAUGCUAUUUCGCGUUCCAAAAAAUAAAGAAAACCUAUAUGUUGUAAAUUUGUUAAAAUCUGUAAACUCUGUGUUGUAUGUGUCAUGCAUUUUGUUUUAGGGUUUUCUAGGUUGUCUAUUGUUUGGUGGUCUUAAUA